AUAUGGCGCUCCUGCUAUGAUGAGUUCUAUGAGGAAGUCUUCACUGAGAUGGCAGAAAGGUACGGACAGGUUGAAGAGAUGAACGUCUGUGACACCGUAGGAGACCACGCGGUGGGGAAUGUGUAUGCCAAGUUUCGUCGUGAGGAGGAUGCAGAGAAAGCUGUGAUGAACUUGAAUAACCCCUGGCUUAACGGGCAGCCAGUCCAUUCAGAGCUGUCCACAGUGGCUGACUUCAGGGAAGCCUGCCAGUAUGAGAUGGGGGAGUGCGCCCCGACGGGCUUGUGCAACUUCAUGCAUCUGAAGCCAAUCUCAAGAGAGCUCCAAAGGAAGCUGUCUGGGCGCCAGUGCAAGAAGCAUAGUUCCAGGUCCGGAUCCCGGGAAAGCAUUCUCCAUCCAGAGACAUUAGGCAUGGUGGCAGCAGAGGUGGAGGACGAGAGCAUGACAGGAGGCAGUCCAGAUACCUCAAGAGAGAUGGGAGAUUCGGAGCCCACCUGUUUAUACCUUGUGUCUGCUAGACAGCUUUGCUUCCUCUCCCAGCUCCCCAACUUCCUGUCUGCCCCAACACUGCGUGGCAGCUCCAAGUCUGUGGAAGGAGAGAACUGUGGUGAGUGCUCCCUGGAUGGGAACUUCAAGCGGAAGCUGAGUGGGCCUGGCUGA
Peromyscus leucopus (white-footed mouse) is the source of this 657-nucleotide messenger RNA. RefSeq names its product splicing factor U2AF 35 kDa subunit-like. The annotation marks the transcript as partial. Gene Ontology annotation, molecular function: pre-mRNA 3'-splice site binding. The transcript is spliced from 3 exons. Gene Ontology annotation, cellular component: spliceosomal complex; U2AF complex. NCBI's taxonomy places the organism in Eukaryota, Metazoa, Chordata, Mammalia, Rodentia, Cricetidae. The record is from RefSeq and is a predicted model, not a curated record. Gene Ontology annotation, biological process: mRNA splicing, via spliceosome.